AUGACAGUAUUCUUUGAGCCAUGCCAAAAGCUGACAAAAGUUCCCCCUCAUUCGAACCAGAACUUUCUCUUUCGAAGCAAAAAAAUUCGGUUUGUGCUUUUUGAAAAUCACGUAUUCUUUUUCCAGUCACUGACCUUGCUUCAUUAUCUUUUGAAAAAUGGCAGUGAACGGGUGAUAAAUAAUGCACGUGAUCAUUUGUUCGAAAUGCGUGCGCUCGAGUCCUAUAAAUAUAUCGAUGAAAAAGGAAAGGAUCAAGGACUGAAUGUGCGACAUCGAGCACAUCUUUUGAUCGAGCUGAUUCAGGAUGACGAUCAGCUAAAAGCAGAGCGAAAAAAAGCGAAAUCCGAAAACAAAGAGAAGUAUCAGGGAUUUUCGAAAGAUGACAUCCGUUUGGGUUUUAAUGAACAGAAUUCUUUUGGUUCGUUUUUUUUUUUUUUGGAAAAAUCGCUUUUGUGA
Molecule: messenger RNA, 456 nt
Organism: Gongylonema pulchrum
Lineage: Eukaryota; Metazoa; Nematoda; Chromadorea; Rhabditida; Gongylonematidae
Source: the annotation of a GenBank genome assembly